AAUCACUGUCCAAAUGCAUCGCAGCGUGGGGCACGUUGGCCAGCGCGUGCACGAUUCCCAGAAUGCCGCACAGCGUCUGCACUGGCUGGGUUGCAUGGUAUACGUCCCCGCGGGUGGCCGCCCCCCCAUCUUCUCCGCAGUGGUGGACGGCCCGGGACAGAGGCAGGACGAGAGCGUGCACAGGUGUUCCCGCUACGCUGCGCCGUGCAGCGGUACGCCUGGGGCAAGCUGGGCCUGGCGAGCGAGGUGGCGCAGCUCGUGGCGGCCAGCGACACCGCCCAGCGCGUCGAGCCCGAGCAGCCCUACGCCGAGCUGUGGAUGGGCACCCACCCGAAGGGGGAUGCACAGAUCCGGGAUGAUCGAGUGCAGCCGCCCACGCUAUCACAGUGGAUUGCAGCUCACCCAGAUUCACUGGGAUCGAAGGUCAGGGAUCGCUUCGGCGAUCAGUUGCCCUUCCUCUUCAAGGUGCUGUCCGUCAACAUGGCGCUGUCCAUCCAGGCGCACCCCAACAAGUCUCACGCCGAAGAGCUUCACGCCAAGUUUCCUCAGCAUUACCCAGAUGCCAACCACAAGCCCGAGAUGGCGAUCGCCCUCACACCGUUCGAGGGCUUGUGCGGAUUCCGCCCGACACAGGAAAUCCUGGAUUUCCUACAUAACGUUCCCGAGUUGCGGGCCGUGGUGGGAGAGGGGGCGGCCGCGGAGCUGCAUGGCGGCGUGGGAGACGACGCGAAGGUGGCGGCGGCGCUGAAGCGCUGUUUCGCCGCCGUGAUGACGUGCGACAAGCGGCUGUUCGCCGAGCAGCUCGGGGGCCUGGUGGCGCGCGUCUCCAAGGACGCGGCCGAGGGCAAGGACACCUCACCGAGUCUCGGGCCCCUCCUCCUUCGUCUGCACUCCCAGUUCCCCGCUGAUGUCGGCUGCUUUGUCAUCUACUUCCUCAACCACAUCACGCUGCAGCCCGGAGAAGCAAUGUUCCUUGGCGCUAACGAGCCUCACGCCUACCUGUCCGGAGACUGCAUCGAGUGCAUGGCGUGCUCCGACAACACGGUUCGCGCGGGACUCACGCCCAAGUUCAUCGACGUGGACACGCUGUGCGCCAUGCUGCACUACGCGCCGGCGCCCGCCGCCUCCAAGCUGUUCCCGGCGCGGCCUGACCCCUCGGACCGCGCCGCCCUCGUUUACGACCCGCCCGUGCCGGACUUCACGGUCAUCCGUAUCGAGGUUCCGGCUGGCGAGUGUUCGUACACACUGCGCGCGCUGGACUCGGCGAGCAUCGUGCUGACGGUGCGGGGCGAGGCGCAGGCUCAGGCCGCGGGUCGCGCCGUUGCGCUGGGCCGAGGGAGCGUGGCGUUCGUGUCGGCCGGCGAGAGCGUGCCGCUCACCGUGGGGCCCCAACACGGCCUGCUCAUGUUCCGGGCCUGCGCGCUCCUCUGAGUCGCACACCAUGCGUGUGUCACACGUGUGCGUCGCGUGUGCGUCGCGUGUGCGUCACGUGUGCUGUGUGCAUGUGUGUGACAGCCGUGCGACGCUUGUGUUGAAAGUUUCUGUGUCGCGUGUGAAAUUUGCGCGUGGAGCGGUUGGCACCAUCCACACUGUUAUAAGUUCUCGUCCAGCCAGGGGGCGCUGUGGUGAGCACUUGCAACUCGCAAUCGUAAGGAUUGUGACUUUCAAAUUGCCUGCGUCCCCGACUUACGAGCCAAGCAGAGUGCAGAUAAGCAUCCACUUGUUAUUAGUAUUAGCAGCUGUUUAUCUACACUACGGGAAACAUCUUUCAUGUGCUCGAAUGAAGAGUGAUCAUUGCAUGGCAGCGUAACCAAAUGUCGCCGAGAGACUGAAUGCAAUAGAUAACAAUGAAGUAAAACACAACAUUUAAUAUGAUGGGGGGGGGGGGGUUUGUGGCAGCGAUGAUGAGACCAUCAACUCUCGCGACUUAACAAUCCGGUUUAAUUACGGAAAUAUGAACCCAGGAUCUCACCCUGUGUUUCCAUGGCCGUGCCAGCAAGGCUCCGCUUCUUGUGCCAGUGCUGUGGCCGAACGGUCUCACUUCCCGCGGCCCUUGCCCUCCUUCAUCCCCCCCUUGUCCCCUCUUCCCAAUUGCAAUCUUUUUUUUCAUCAACUUUCAAUGGCUUGCCUGCUUGAAUUGUCUCGCACUAUCCCAGGCAGUCAUAUAUUUAGAAAUGUUUGAAGCGUCCUGCGUCGCAUCUUUCUGCGUCGAUCCCGCUGGUGUGCCCACUGGCAGUCCGCCACAGCUUGCUUGGCCGUGUCGGGCUGCCGUGGCCAUCUGGACACGACCCACUGGCCCGGUCCAUGAACCGGGAUGGCUCGGUUUAAAGUGGUCACGCGUCUCUGCUCUUUUUGUUUUAGCACUACUGAGCCACCUGACCACCUCUCUGCAAUCGGCGUCAAGACUUUCUGCAUCUCUUGUGAGAAUACCAAGGGGGAUGCAUGACAACUGGACUAAUUAAGUCACGUGAUAACCAUUUAUGAAAUGGCACACUGUGCAGUACCUGCCAGUCAACUUGCGAACAAAUUCCAGUUUGGAAACUCAAAUGUAUGGGUGGUCGCAAUGGGUCAUCUUUUUAGUUGUAUCCAGGUAUAUCGUCGCGUUUUAACAAAAAUAAACUCGCCACAUUUGUCAUUUACACUGCCUUAUAACUGGAAUACAUCUAAUAAGCUAACGUGCAUAAUGAUCCUUCGGGAUUUCUGCCGUCAGCAUCUGCACCGAGGACCGAUUCAGAUUUCGCUCACCACUGGUGUUAGCCAUCGCUGGGAAUCGAACUUUGGUCACCAGGUUAAUAGUCCAGUAGACCAACCACCGUGCCAUUGUCCAAAUGUAAUUAUGGGCCACACUGUAUAUUUCCUUCCGUGAUGAGGCAAGUGUUUAUCACACGUGUGGUGAGUUUUUGUGUUUCUAUGAAGGGGUAUUAUUUCACUUGAAAAGUGAGUGCAUGCCACCACUGAAAUGUUUGCAGACGCACUCUUUACGUGCAGUGCAUAGACGAGUGUCCUUAUUUAUUCGAAGCUAAGAUUACUUUACCUAAGGGUACUUUACCUAAGCGUGUUAAAUUAAGAAUCGUGUUGGUACAAUCGAAGACAUUUGGGUUAAAACCACUUUUUGAAAUAUUUUAUCGUUUUCAAUAAAGCUUCUUGUGCAGAACUGCACGUGAUGGUUUCA
This is a messenger RNA of Petromyzon marinus (sea lamprey), 3172 nucleotides long. It is a transcript of the gene MPI, whose product is annotated as mannose phosphate isomerase. The record is from RefSeq and is a predicted model, not a curated record. Gene Ontology annotation, molecular function: zinc ion binding; mannose-6-phosphate isomerase activity. Gene Ontology annotation, cellular component: cytosol. Gene Ontology annotation, biological process: GDP-mannose biosynthetic process; carbohydrate metabolic process. NCBI's taxonomy places the organism in Eukaryota, Metazoa, Chordata, Hyperoartia, Petromyzontiformes, Petromyzontidae.